This is a messenger RNA of Papaver somniferum (opium poppy), 687 nucleotides long. Its product is annotated as putative vacuolar protein sorting-associated protein 13A. Bases 1 to 687 code for a protein of 228 amino acids. The record is from RefSeq and is a predicted model, not a curated record. Gene Ontology annotation, biological process: protein targeting to vacuole; protein retention in Golgi apparatus. NCBI's taxonomy places the organism in Eukaryota, Viridiplantae, Streptophyta, Magnoliopsida, Ranunculales, Papaveraceae. The transcript has 3 exons. Gene Ontology annotation, cellular component: extrinsic component of membrane.
AUGAGGCAAAGCUCUGUUGUUCCAUCCAUUGUCAAUCGUGUAUGGCGAGAUCUGAUCCAUAAUCCUUUACAUUUGAUAUUCUCAGUAGAUGUUCUUGGUAUGACAAGCUCAACAUUGGCUUCUUUAAGUAAAGGCUUUGCUGAGCUGUCAACAGAUGGGCAGUUUCUGCAAUUACGUAUGAAGCAGGUAUGGUCUAGAAGAAUAACUGGGGUUGGUGACGGUAUUCUUCAAGGAACUGAAGCCCUUGCUAAAGGGUUUGCUUUCGGCGUGUAUGGGGUUGUAACAAAGCCUGUUGAGAAUGCAAGGCAAAAUGGUCUUCUCGGUUUUGCUCAUGGGCUGGGACAAGCUUUCCUAGGGUUCAUUGUUCAACCAGUUAGUGGAGCAUUGGAUUUUUUCUCACUAACAGUAGACGGAAUUGGUGCAAGUUGUACUAGGUGUUUAGAAGUCUUUAAUAACAAGACCGCCUUCCAAAGAAUCAGAAACCCUCGUAAGCAGUGCGGCAGAUAUGUUGAGAAUCUAGGUGUUUGCACGAUGGUGAUGAAAUUGAUAUAUGAUUUUUAUGAUUGUAUGGAUGAUGAGGUAAACAAGUGGUUGCAAAUCCACCAACAGUACUUCGAAAGAUUGUUGAGGCGAGAUUGGCAGAGGAAAAAUGAAAAGGAAGACAUCUUCUUCGAUCUAGAAAGUUAA